UAACAAAUAAAAUGGCCCAAAUAUUUAUAAUUUUAUACCUGAUUCCUGAACCUCAGAACCUGAUACGGUGAGGUGAGCAGUUGAGACUUGAGAGAGGCGGAGGGCAGAGAAUCAGAGAGAGGCUGAGGACUGGAGACUAGAGAGAGGCGGAGAGCAGAGACUAGAGAGAAAGGUAAAAUUUUUAGGGUUUUGAGUGCAAUUGCCUAACUCGCCUAAGGGAAGGGCCGGCCCUGAGUGCUUGUGUUUUUGUGGGUUUUGAAGGCAUUUAUUGAGUAAACAAGCAUGAGGAAGCUAAAGUAUCAUGAGAAGAAGCUGCUGAAGAAGGUGAAUUUUUUGGAGUGGAAGAAAGAAGAUGGGCACAGAGAAGCCUCUGUUAUGCAACGCUACCAUGCCACUCACCGUGAUGAUUAUAAGAAGUAUUCAGGGUUGUGCCGGAUGGUGCAGAAGUUAGUGAAUAUUUUGAUGAAGAUGGACCACAAAGACCCUUUUCGGAUUGAAAUGACUGAUAUGCUACUCGAAAAGCUGUACAACAUUGGUGUACUACCAUCCAAGCACAACGCUGAUGCUCUAAAAGUGUGUGAACGUAUAACAGUGUCAUCCUUCUUUAGGCGUAGGCUCUCAACUGUUUUGGUGCGCCUGAAGUUUUGUGAGCACUUGAAAGAAGCUAUCACAUACAUUCAGCAAGGACAUGUGCGAGUGGGUCCAGAGACGGUUACUGACCCAGCAUUCCUUGUAACAAGGAAUAUGGAAGACUUCGUUACUUGGGUAGAUUCAUCCAAGAUAAAGAGAAAGGUGCUGCAGUAUAAUGAUCAGUUGGAUGACUAUGAUGCAAUGACCUGAGAGCAUAACACUGGAUGUUGCUAUUAUUUUCUCACGUCUCCCUAAUGAGGCAAGUUGGUUGCGAUCUUUGAACUUGUGAUUUUUCAUAAGAAAAUUUUCCCGUCUUUUAUGACGUUUGAUUAUGAUUUAAUAGAAUUUGGUAACUGGAGAUACCGAUCAUAGAUCAGAUUUAGCAAAGAUAUUAAUUAAUGCAUACAGCAGUGAUUAUUUAAAUGUAAAAUGAAAUUAGCAUCAGAA
Molecule: messenger RNA, 1077 nt
Organism: Quercus robur (English oak)
Lineage: Eukaryota; Viridiplantae; Streptophyta; Magnoliopsida; Fagales; Fagaceae
Exons: 6
Coding region: 283-840 (185 amino acids)
Biological process (GO): rRNA processing
Cellular component (GO): Mpp10 complex; small-subunit processome; small ribosomal subunit
Molecular function (GO): rRNA binding; snoRNA binding; structural constituent of ribosome
Source: RefSeq, a predicted model, not a curated record